UCUCUCAACGAACGUGACACAUCCAUAAGGACAUCUCCAAUUUACCCCCUAGAGUCGACAUCGAGACACUCAAGCAAGUCUCUAGCAAAACUAUACUUUCAACGAAUAAAUAAAUAUAUUGCAUUGGAAUAUCCUUUCACAAGGAUGGGCAACAAAAUUGUUACAUUCACCGAACAGCAAUUGGACGAUUACCAGGAUUGUACGUUUUUUACACGAAAGGAGAUUUUACGGGUACACAAACGUUUUCGAGAAAUUCGACCGGAUUUGGUGCCACGCCAAAUGACUGAAGGACAAGCAUCUAGUGUCAAAGUUCCACGUGAGUGCAUCGAGAAAUUGCCCGAACUAAAGGAAAAUCCAUUUCGUACGAGGAUAUGCGAAGCAUUUUCUCGUGAUGGUCUCGGCAAUUUGUCGUUUGAGGAUUUCCUAGACUUUCUUUCGGUAUUCAGCGAACAGGCGCCAAGGGACAUCAAGGUUUUCUAUGCUUUUAAAAUUUAUGACUUCGACCAGGAUGGUUUCAUUGGACGUGCCGACCUAAAAUCUGUUCUGACAACAAUGACAAAAAAUGACCUUAGCCCCGAAGAACAGCAACAGAUUGCGGAUAAAGUUAUCGAGGAGGCGGAUGUCGAUGGUGAUGGUCAAUUGUCCUUUCUGGAGUUCGAGCAUGUUAUCCUUAGGGCACCAGAUUUUCUAUCGACAUUUCAUAUAAGGAUUUAAGUGCAUCAGUUUCAGCAGAGAGCUUCAGAUGUGCCCUGUGCUAGUAUACUGUGUUUCUGUGGCUCGUUGUGGUAGCAUGCUGACAAGAUUCUUCGAGAGAGAUGAAAGUUCCUACUUCUUUGAUGGCGCAUCCUUCUACAUUUUAUAGUUCGGUAAAUUUGUUGGCCAUGUAUGAAGGUAUGAAGGAUUAUAACAUUGUGUAUGUUAGGUGUAGGUACGAGUAGUAUCUCGAAGGAUUUUUGCAGCAGCUACCAGCAGCUACAUGAUGUGCACACGAAUUUAGUGUAGGUUGUUGAGAAUAGAAAAUAAUAUAUAUUAAAUCUAAUAAAGUUUUAAUACCAUCUGAUGUGUAUGUGUAGGUGUAUUGUAUACUUGUAGUUGUAAAAUAUAUUAUCUUAAAGAUUGUU
Messenger RNA from Episyrphus balteatus (marmalade hoverfly), 1121 nucleotides. RefSeq names its product calcium and integrin-binding family member 2 (gene Cib2). The record is from RefSeq and is a predicted model, not a curated record. The transcript is spliced from 4 exons. Gene Ontology annotation, molecular function: calcium ion binding. NCBI's taxonomy places the organism in Eukaryota, Metazoa, Arthropoda, Insecta, Diptera, Syrphidae. The coding region runs from base 145 to 714 and encodes 189 amino acids.